This is a messenger RNA of Microplitis demolitor, 2167 nucleotides long. It is a transcript of the gene Vps52, whose product is annotated as vacuolar protein sorting-associated protein 52 homolog. The record is from RefSeq and is a predicted model, not a curated record. Gene Ontology annotation, biological process: lysosomal transport; Golgi to vacuole transport; retrograde transport, endosome to Golgi. NCBI's taxonomy places the organism in Eukaryota, Metazoa, Arthropoda, Insecta, Hymenoptera, Braconidae. Gene Ontology annotation, cellular component: GARP complex. Gene Ontology annotation, molecular function: syntaxin binding. The transcript is spliced from 9 exons. The coding region runs from base 105 to 2111 and encodes 668 amino acids.
UUGAAUACAAUAUGUUUUAAAUUUUAAAAAGUACUUUUAAUUUCAAAUUUUAUUUUAAUUGACAAAUUUAUUGUGAUCAAACUAAUUGAAUAUAAUUGUAAAAAAUGUCAUUGGAAAAUAAUGAUGUUUUUGAUGAUAUUGAAACUCAAUUACCUCAAGAUCUGGAGGAUGAUCUUGUCCAAGAGGUGCUAAAGAGCGGUACUGAUUUACGUCAAUAUUCACGGCAAAUUGAGAAAGAAUUGAAAGAAGUUGAAAAUAAAUCUAUACAAGAUUAUAUUAAAGAAAGUCAAAAUAUCGCUAAUUUACACAAUCAAAUUGCUGAUUGUGAUAGUAUUUUAGAGAACAUGGAAUCAAUGUUAAUUAAAUUUCAAACAGAUCUAGGAAGUAUAAGUUCUGAAAUAUUAUUAUUACAACGAAGAUCUAUUGCAAUGAGUCAACAAUUAUCUAAUCGUCAAGCAAUCAGAGGUCCUUUGAGUCAAUUUAUUGAGGAUAUGACAAUUUCAGAAGAAUUAAUAAGAGGAAUAAUGGAGUGUCCAGUUACGGAAAAAGAUUUUUUAUUGCAUCUGCAGAAUCUCAAUCAUAAAAUAAAUUUUAUAAAAGAACAAAGUUUUAAAGACGCUAAGUCAUGCUUAGAUGUUAAAGAUAUUGUUGAAAAAUUAAAAGUAAAAGCUAUUAGUAAAAUUCGUACUUAUUUAUUAGAACAAGUAUAUAAAUUUCGUAAGCCCAUGACAAAUUACCAAAUACCACAAAACAAUAUGCUUAAAUAUAAAUUUUUUUUUGAAUUUAUUCUUUGCAAUGAAAGAAAUGUUGCUGAAGAAAUUUGUAGCGAAUAUGUUGAUACUAUGAGUAAAAUUUAUUAUUCAUAUUUUAAAUCUUAUUCUUCAAGAUUAAUUAAAUUACAGUAUGAAGAAAAACCAACCAAAGAUGAUUUAAUGGGUAUUGAAGAUACAGUUAAUCGGGGAUUAUUUCAUAAAGCAUCAUUAAAACACAAAGGAACUGUAUUUUCAAUUGGUAAUCGAGGUGAAAUCCUUAAUUCCCAACUUGAAGAACCGAUAAUUGUUCCGCAUACAGCAUCGAAAAUACGAUAUCAUUAUGAAGCCUUGUUCCGGAGUGAACAGUAUGCAUUAGUUGAUAAUGCUUGUCGUGAAUAUCUUUUUUUAUCUGAAUUUUUUAAAGUACGUGGAUCACAAGCAAUGGAUAUUUUUAAUCAGGUGAUGGGAAGUACAUUGAAUUUGAUGCAAAAAAAUCUACAGUCAUUCACAGAAGAUUGUUAUGAUACAAUAGCAUUAUUUCUGUGUUUCCAUAUUAUUAUGAGAUACCAAAUAAUUUGUCAUAAAAGAGCUGUGCCUGCUCUAGAUAAAUAUUGGGAUAAUUGUACUUCCAUAAUUUGGCCAAGAUUUCAUCAUGUAUUUUCCAUAAAUAUCCAGAGUAUAAAGGCAUGCGACCCUAUGAAAUUUAAUAAAGAAACUGGACCUCAUUAUGUAACAAGAAGAUAUGCUGAAUUUAGUGCUGCAGUAGUAAGUAUCAGUGAAGGGUUUCCUUGCGAAGGAGUAACUCAAUUAUUGGCUGAACUUCGCGAAGCUGUUCAAUGUUUUCUGUUACGGAUGGCUGCAAUAUUUCCUCUCAGAACUCAACAACUUUUAUUUUUAAUAAAUAAUUAUGAUCUAGUUCUUGGAGUUUUUAUGGAACGAACGCGCGAUAAUUGUAAAGAAGCUGAAAGUUUUAAAGAACAAUUGAAUGCUAAAUCAUCAGAAUAUGUUGAAGAAAUAUUGUCACCUCAUUUCGGUGGCAUUAUUCAAUUAGUUAAAGAAUCAGAGACAUUAAUUGAAAAGGGCUUAACUGAUGAAUUGAAACGUCAUGAACCACGUGCUAUUGAUUUGGUGCAAUCAUUUACAAAUAAUUGGAAACAAUCUCUCGAACAAAUAAAUAAUGAAAUAUUAAAAUCAUUUCCAAAUUUAGUACUUGGUGGCGCACUUGUACAACGAACAAUGACACAACUUGUUGAAUAUUAUCAACGAUUACAUAAAAUUUUACCUGCUAAUAUACGAACACAGUUAACAAAUAUUCAUUUUAUUAUGAUAGAAAUAAAGAAAUAUAAAAUUAAUUAUUAAUUAUUAGUUUAAUAGAUUUUAAUUAAAUAACUUCAGUAUUUGUAAAAAAAAAAAAA